CCCAAAAGGACCCAGGUCCAGGUCUCAGAGCGGCGCGGGGACGCCGCGAGGAGGCGCCACCACUCCAGCUUGCGGGGUCCUGGCGCCCCCAGGGCGGCCCCGAGGCUCCGGGCGAUCACCUGCACGGGGCGGAGCUGGGGGCGGGACCCCUGGGCGGGGCGGGAUUCCCACCAGCCGCGUCCAGCCUGGCGGCGGCGGCGUCACCAGCGACUGAUCGCCGGAGCGCAGCGGGGCGCCCAGCGGGGUCGCCGGAGCAGGAUCGAGAUGACCACAGCCACCCCUCUGGGGGACACCACCUUCUUCUCGUUGAACAUGACCACCCGGGGAGAGGACUUCCUGUAUAAGAGUUCCGGAGCCAUCGUCGCUGCCAUCGUGGUGGUUGUCAUCAUCAUCUUCACCGUGGUUCUGAUCCUGCUGAAGAUGUACAACAGGAGAAUGAGGAUGAGGCGGGGGCUGGAGCCCAAGGGCCCCAAGCCAAGUGCCCCUUCUGCCCCGGACCCAAACAGCAACAGCAGCCAGCACCCUGCCACGGUGACCUUCGGCCCAGUGGACGUCCACGUGGAGACCUGACGACCCCUCCCCCAGCGCUGGCUCGCCGGCUGUCCCACAGUCAGGCCCCAGGAGCUCACUUCUCCGGCAGCUUCCCCGCGACUUCCCCCCGGGCGGCUCCACGGAGGGGUCUGUCACUCACUCCCUGAUGCUUCAAGCACCCUUGCCCUCAUUCGGCCGCGCGCCACCCCCCCCAGCUGUGUCCGCAUCCCUGCUGCCCUCCUGCCAAAGAGCUGGGGCACAGUCCUUUGUCAUCCGGCGAGGCAGAGCUAUGUUGGGAAGCCGGUGGUGUGGAUUUGGCUCUGUCCCCCCAGACUACAGCUAGACAGACAGACACGCAGCCCAGGAGACUUCUGAUUGCGUCAAGGUCGGGGUAACAGACAGCAAAGCGCCCCGCCCCGCGGUCAGACCCGGGGAGACCCACACGGACUAACCACCCAGAACACCAACUUGUUAAUUUACUGCCUCUUCCUGCCCCAGAUGACCCCGGCACCCUUCCCAACCCCUCACAGAGAGAUUCAAGCCAGAGCGUGCCACGGUCACCCACGGUUUCUCUGUAGAGAGCCGGCCUCUGACCCCUGAGCCUGGACAAGCAUCUGAGAAGGAGCAGCAUUUUGGAGAUAAGAUGACCUGCCCUCUGAGCCCUACUUCCUGCCUGGUGGCCUUGGAAAAGUGACUCCACCCCCACAAAAAGUGUAAAAACAGAAACCAAAAAAAAAAAAAAAAAAAAAAGUGGCUCAACCUGCCCAGGGUCAGCUUCCCAGCUGUGAAGCGGAUGCUAACGUGUGCCUGGCUGGGCGGGGAGCUCCAGCCCCGGGUUCAGUACCGCAGCUCAAGUGCAGGGCCCAGCACCCAGCAGGUGCUUCAUAUGUGAAAGCCAGCAUAUCACCACGGCAUUUCUUUAAUUACAGGACAUACAUGUGUUCCCAUUGCAAUAAUUCUAGUAUCAGAAUGUGUCAUAAUUUAUGGGUCCCUUAGUGCCAUUAUAUUUCUUUUCUUCAUCUUCCCUCUCCAAAAAGCUGCUUCUUAAUCAAUCGUGCGCCCUUGGAAACAAGGGGAUGCAUCCCUACUGCGCUGCGGUCGGUGGCACUGUGACCUUUCCCCUCAAACCCUGGCGUCUCUCCCUUCCAGGGUCAGAAUUUGCCUUCUGAGGGGAAGUUGAGGGUCACAGCGUUGGUUAAGAGGACUGACCCGGGUCGCUCCUGUCGCCGCACUAGGGAACACCCAGCUGGAGAGAGCUGGAGCAACACAGGCAAACUCUUCCUCCGUGGUCAUCUUCUCUCCCUGCUGUGUUUAAAUUCCACCAAGUACCAGGCUCUUUGCAAAGUGCUUUCCCGGGAGUUAUCAGCUGGGUUUCCAUUUUCCUCACCACCCUAGGUGGUGUUACCUUCUUCCAUUCCCAGAUGAGAGUCUCCAACUCAAAGAGAAAGCGCUCUUGCCCAAAGUCACGUGGCUAGGAGGUUGCAAGGAAGGACUCAAAACCAGGUCUGUUUGCUUCCAGGCCCGUCUUUUUGUCCCAUCACACUCUUCCCGCCAUCCUGGCUCAAAGGAGCAUGGGUCCUUUCGCGGGCUGCACAAGAGGACAGGCGGCUUGUCCACGUGUUUGAGGGGCAGUCAGGGGUCUGGCUUCCGGUCACCUCCCAUUGGUAGCCUAAGGACCCCAUUAUCAACCCUUCCUGGCACUAAGGAUUUCCGCUGCAUUCACCCUGCCGCUGCGGCCCGCGGAGCAGGGGCCUCUGAGCAAAGCAAAGCCAUUUCUGUAAGGGCCCAAACCUCCAGCAGACGUGCCCCACAAACACAUUCUGCUUCCGAAGAAAAGUCAUCUGGAAUAUUCCAGCCCUAAAACUGAACCCUUCAGCCCACAGUGCAGUCUCCCUGGAACCCCUCCAGUGCAGGUUCCUAUCUGCCAAACACCAGGGAGGGGGUGGAAGAAGGAGGGAGAUAGAGUGGGGGGAGAGGCAGAUAAGAGGCUUUCAAUGUUUUGUGUUUAACCGAUAAAAGUAAUUCAACAGACGUCCUGCAAGGCUCCCAGGGGCAGGAGCUGAAUACAGGCAAAGGCGAGGUCCUAGCUCUCUGGAGUCAGCGCGGUCUCCUAUGAUCAGGACCCUCUGAGAAGUGUUUCAUUCCUGACGGCGCCUUUAACUGAGCAGGUGCUGCCUUAUUUGGCCUCUGAGUCCCUAGGAGAUAUAAAACGCUUAAAGACAAACACUUAAAAAUUAAAAGAUUUAAAUCAAA
Messenger RNA from Oryctolagus cuniculus (rabbit), 2784 nucleotides. RefSeq names its product non-compact myelin associated protein (gene NCMAP). Gene Ontology annotation, molecular function: structural constituent of myelin sheath. NCBI's taxonomy places the organism in Eukaryota, Metazoa, Chordata, Mammalia, Lagomorpha, Leporidae. Gene Ontology annotation, biological process: regulation of myelination; peripheral nervous system myelin formation. Gene Ontology annotation, cellular component: paranode region of axon; Schmidt-Lanterman incisure; plasma membrane. The record is from RefSeq and is a predicted model, not a curated record.